AUGAGCACCCAACUCAAUGAGUUCUAUGUAGGACUUAAGACACUGGAAACAGUCGAGCCAGCAUCUGCAGCUUUAAAUUGGGUUAGUGUACGAAAUAGACUUAGCGAGAUAUUUAGGUCGGCGGAUACGCCACGAUGGGAAGUUCCUCACUUCAAGAAAGGAGAUGCUAUUUUCAAAUGGGCCGUGUACGUAAGUAGAGUUUACAGCCUAAACCUAAUCACGUGGGCACAAAUAGUCAAGGCCAUCGAAAAAACAGUCCCCCAUACAGCCCAGGCCGGAAAAGUCUUCGACCCCACGAAGCCGGAUAUUGAGCGUUUUGUGCAGAUCUGUAAAGCUUUGGCUGCUCAAGAGAAAGCCGGAGGAGGAUCACCACCUUCGCUAAAUAGGAAAACAGGAAACUCACUACUAACCACUACGAACCCAUUCAAACCUCGCCUGUACGUACUGCAAGAAGAAAGGGCAUAA
Molecule: messenger RNA, 465 nt
Organism: Nematocida homosporus
Lineage: Eukaryota; Fungi; Microsporidia
Exons: 1
Coding region: 1-465 (154 amino acids)
Source: RefSeq, a predicted model, not a curated record